Messenger RNA from Tribolium madens (black flour beetle), 1876 nucleotides. RefSeq names its product V-type proton ATPase 16 kDa proteolipid subunit (gene Vha16-1). The record is from RefSeq and is a predicted model, not a curated record. The transcript has 3 exons. Gene Ontology annotation, biological process: proton transmembrane transport. Lineage: Eukaryota; Metazoa; Arthropoda; Insecta; Coleoptera; Tenebrionidae. Gene Ontology annotation, molecular function: proton-transporting ATPase activity, rotational mechanism. Bases 117 to 596 code for a protein of 159 amino acids. Gene Ontology annotation, cellular component: proton-transporting V-type ATPase, V0 domain.
ACCCAUUCCUGCUGGUGGCAGUCGUGUAAGCCAUAUUUGUCAGUGGGUUCGCUGGUUUAGUUGAGUGUUGUGUGUCUCGUACUCCAUUCCGACCUGUAAAUACUCCACCGUACAAAAUGUCAGGCAUCAGUGAAGAAAAUCCCGUCUAUGGCCCCUUCUUCGGCGUCAUGGGAGCGGCGGCCGCGAUUAUUUUCAGUUCACUGGGUGCAGCCUACGGCACAGCCAAAUCAGGCACCGGAAUAGCAGCAAUGUCUGUGAUGAGGCCAGAACUUAUAAUGAAAUCUAUUAUUCCUGUUGUCAUGGCGGGUAUUAUUGCUAUUUAUGGUCUAGUUAUUGCUGUUCUUAUCGCCGGAGGUAUCGAAUCCGCCGCCAAUAACUACUCGUUGUACAAAGGUUUCGUGCAUUUGGGUGCCGGACUUUCGGUAGGUUUCUCUGGUUUGGCGGCCGGUUUCGCUAUCGGCAUCGUCGGUGAUGCCGGUGUGAGAGGUACGGCGCAGCAGCCCCGUCUAUUCGUCGGAAUGAUCCUCAUUCUUAUUUUUGCUGAAGUCUUGGGUCUUUACGGCCUUAUCGUAGCCAUCUACCUCUACACAAAAUAAGUUUUUUUUAAGUGUAAAACAAAGUAAUCAUCCUCUAAAACCAGUCCUUCAACCCCUUGAAAAUCCAAUUUCCCUCCCUAUCUUUAAAACAAAACCCAACUUUUCGAAAGUUAUCACAAUCUUCUGUUUUUAAUGUUUAUUGUAUAAAAUGAUGUAUAAAACCGUGUGGUAAACUUUAAUGAAUAUGACGGACGAGCGAUAUUGGUGUAAAUAGUUUAUUGUGAUGGAACGCGUAUUUGAGAAAUGCGGGUUUUGUCAUUGUAAAUAAUUUUGAACUGGGGCUUUUUCAGUGGUGCCAACACUGACUGUCAUUUUCAUGAAGGGUUACGUCUUGAUAAAUUAAUUAUUGUAUAGUUAUUAGUAGUUUGUUAGGUUAUCAUUUCAUAAUAUGCGAUUUAAGGGUCUACGAACUCUAAGUAUUUCAAGUUAAAAAAUAAAGUUACAAAAGUAGCACAAUUAUUUUUAAUUUCAUGAUGUAAUACGUAAUGUUUGAUUUCUCUCCUUGUCGACAAGCCUAGCAUCGUCUCCAUUUUUUUUUGUUUCUCAAUUCGACAUAUCAUCAACUUUGUUAAAUUGAUUGUUCCUUAGCAGAGUACAGUUCACGAUUGCUCAUUGUUUCGUUAUUUUAAUCGUUUGUCUUUCCAUAUGUUCAGGUGCAGCGUUGUCAUGUUAUUAUUAAAACAAAACCUAUAAAUUCAACAAAGUUGUUGUAAAUAAUGGCAACAUUAUCUAUGUAUCGAUCGAUGGUUUGGUGUCCAUAGUAUAUACGUGUUAGCCUUCUUGUAGUUUAGCUUUUCGACGCUAGGGGCGCGACCGUGAUCAUCAUUGUUCAAGAAACAAGCGAAUUGCAGCCCCGCCCCUGCGUCUUUAAUCUAAGAAUGUUAAUAGUAUUUUUUCCCGUGAUGAUUUUUAGUACCCAAGCACUUGGCGGCGAUUCCACUCGUCACUUAGAACGAACAUAACAUAGAAACGGCUCUGUUGUAUGAAGGGAACAGCAAAAUUAUGUUGAAAAUAAAUAAUUUGUACAUUCCAUUACAAUUUCUGUUUUGUGAAAUUUGUUUUAUUUUAUUGUCCGCUUUUAGUCUUGUUUAUGUACAGUUUUAACGAAAUAUACUGCUUCGAUUUAUAAAUCAAACUAUUUAAUCGCAAACCAGUCGAUUUGGCCUAAGCUUGUAGAUUUUUCAAAAACGAAAGACAAAUAUAUCAAUGUAGUCCCGUUAUGCUAAACUGAUUUUUUCUUUGUGUUUAUGAGAAUACAAGAUAUUUUGUUAAUGUUUAAA